Phaedon cochleariae (mustard beetle) is the source of this 608-nucleotide messenger RNA. The record is from the annotation of a GenBank genome assembly. NCBI's taxonomy places the organism in Eukaryota, Metazoa, Arthropoda, Insecta, Coleoptera, Chrysomelidae.
UUAUUGCACUUUGCACUGUUUGAGUGUUUUUGUAGUAUUAUUAUUGCAGUCCUACUACAUUUUCAUGUCGGUUUAUUAGAUUUUUAUUUUCAUAAUUUUUCAUGCUGAUGUAAUAUUAUGUCAGUUGAUCAGCUAGAAAAUCAGAAUCCUGACGUUUAUACGAAACUCGAUGAACGGCCUUCCACUUUAGAAGAGGAGGAUGAUUCAGUUGUAGACGAAUUUGACAGCCGAGAGAUAUUUGAUCUGAUUCGACAUAUCAACGACCCAGAACACCCUCUUACUUUGGAGCAACUGCAUGUUGUCCAGGAGGAUUUGAUAGACAUAGAUAAUGGAAAUGGGACAGUCGAUGUCCACUUUACUCCUACCAUCCCGCACUGUAGCAUGGCUACACUGAUAGGCCUUUCUAUCAGAGUCAAAUUAUUGAGGUGCUUACCUGCCAGAUUCAAAGUUAGAGUUGAAGUUACUCCUGGUACCCACAACGCAGAACUGCAAGUGAACAAACAACUGGCAGACAAAGAACGAGUAGCAGCUGCACUUGAGAACUCCCAUUUGAUUAAAGUUAUUAAUCAGUGUAUUUCUUUCAGAGCUAGAGCAUAAUUUUUCCAAAA